Molecule: messenger RNA, 744 nt
Organism: Oryzias latipes (Japanese medaka)
Lineage: Eukaryota; Metazoa; Chordata; Actinopteri; Beloniformes; Adrianichthyidae
Gene: coa8
Product: cytochrome c oxidase assembly factor 8
Biological process (GO): intrinsic apoptotic signaling pathway
Cellular component (GO): mitochondrion
Source: RefSeq, a predicted model, not a curated record
AGCUCACGUGACCACCUGUCCUACAUCCUCGCGGAAGGACAUACAGUUGGGAGACAUGGGUUGUUCGCCACCGUUGCGUGUUUAGCUUUUCUGCGUGACAGUGCCUUGAUUUUGCGGGAAUGACAUUCGGGGCAGCUGGACGCUUGUCGUGGAGGAGCGCGCGGAACUCCCGCGUGCAACUGCUGGAUGUAAACAUCCGGCGCAACGGCUCUAAUAAUCCAACGAGCCAACAGGAUAAAGCCGCCAAGCGGACACCUUUGAGACCGGAGCCCAGCUCUACACAUGACUGGAUCGGCCCCCCGAACCCGCUGUCCAACCUGCGGCCGAUCAUCUACCGCAUCCCUGAGGAGGAGUCGGAGCUGGAAAAGAGGCUGAGAAACCUGAGGCAGGAGACGGAGGACUGGAACCACAAGUUCUGGACCCAGCAGAACCUCAACUUCAGCCAGGAAAAAGAAGCUUUCGUGGUUUCCCAGCUGGCGGGGAAAGGCCUGACUCUGCGAGACGUGGACGGAAGACGGCGGAGUCUGAGCAGUGAAGAGAUGGCCGUGUUUUACAAAAGCUUCCUGGACAAAAACAGAAAACACCAUGCAAGUUAUAACAAGGAAUGGUACCGCCGUAACUUCACCAUCACCUGGCUCAUGGGUCGAGUCGUGUUCAGCAGCGUGUGGAGAACUUUGACCGGGAGAUGGAACAGCUCUCCAACGCUUUAACCAUUCCUCCAAAUAAAUUCCUCCCAACUCGGGA